Molecule: messenger RNA, 213 nt
Organism: Leptosia nina
Lineage: Eukaryota; Metazoa; Arthropoda; Insecta; Lepidoptera; Pieridae
Source: the annotation of a GenBank genome assembly
AUGCUGGUGCGGGGGGUGCACGGGGGGGCGAACUUCGACAAUCGUUGUCAGAGAAGACCAAGGCUCUGGCUGCAAAGUGCCAUGCCUUCAGGUCGCCGGCGCGCGACCAUCGUGGAACCGAGCGCCGUCGCACCAGGAUUCGCAAGUCACAGACGAGGUGGUACGUCAAGGUUAGUUGCGAUCCCGGGUAUUCAGCCAUAUACUAGCGUCUGA